Molecule: messenger RNA, 1578 nt
Organism: Pipistrellus kuhlii (Kuhl's pipistrelle)
Lineage: Eukaryota; Metazoa; Chordata; Mammalia; Chiroptera; Vespertilionidae
Gene: ZNF414
Product: zinc finger protein 414
Exons: 7
Coding region: 343-1383 (346 amino acids)
Source: RefSeq, a predicted model, not a curated record
CGAGGGCUGGUGAUGAUACGGAAUGGGAUGAAGAUACCCAUUUUACAGACGAGUACACAGGCCAGGGAAGAUUUUAAUCCCGGAUCUCAGCGCACUAACGGCUAACGUUGCGCUCAGUUUGCACAUCCGCUCCGGGGCUGUUCUGUGGUCCAGGAGGACUCGGACCGCAGGCCCCGCCCCCUCACGGAGCGCCCCGCCCACGCCCCGCCCACGCUCUCGCGAGAGCUGGGAGGCAGAUAAUGGCGCCGACGUUAGCGUGAGCUCGCGGCCGCCCAGGGAGUCGCCGCAGCCUCAGCCGGGGCCGCAGGAGCUGCGGGAACAAAAGGCCUGGCCGGGCCAAGGAUGGAACACUUCCCAGUAGCUCCCUGCCCUCCCUUGGAGGAGGAACCCUCUGUGCCCAGCCCGGACAUGCUGAUCCAUGCAGAGGCCAGCUCCAGGGAGGCUGACAAGGACGUGUCCCCAGGUGUGGCUGCUGCAGCCACCUCCUUCUCCAUGGGGGAGGAGUCAGGUCCUGACCAGACGGCCACACCUCCAUUGUGGGAUCGCGGAGGGUCUGGAGGGGCCCAGCAGGGUGCCUCCUCAGCCCCAGACACUGGCCAGCCUGGCCCUGGACCUAGCCUUGGCCCAACCAGCACAGUCCCUGGGACCAGUGAGGACCUGCGGCCUCCCAGGCGACGCCCACCACCAGGCAAGCUCUUCCGCUGCUCCGCCUUGAACUGCACGGAGACCUUCCCCAGCAUGCAGGAACUGGUGGCACACGGCAAGCUGCACUACAAACCCAAUCGCUACUUCAAGUGUGAGAACUGCCUCCUGCGCUUCCGCACGCACCGCUCCCUCUUCAAGCACCUGCAUGUUUGCGCUGAGCACGCGCAGAGCCCAGGCCCGCCGCCAGCGCCCGCCCUGGACAGGGAGCCGGCCACGCUGGAGCGCCCCGCGGAGCCCGACUCUGCGCUGGGCUUGCAGUACCCGCUACUGGAGCCCUACACGAACCCCGCCCCUGCCCCCACCGGGCCCUUUCUGCCCUACUUGAACCCCGCAUCCUUUGGCCUGAACCCCGCGCGCCUGCGCCCCUUCCUGGCUGCCACUCCUGGGCCGCCGGCCUCCAGCGCUGCUGUCUGGAAAAAGAGCCAAGGUGCCGGUGGCAGUCCUCGAAGACCCCAGGGCGGCUCCGACGCGCCCGCAGGGCUCGCGGCCUCAAGCCGCAUUUUGUGGGAGCACACGCGUGGUCGCUACUCGUGCAUGCAGUGCACCUUCUCCACAGCCUCGCGGCCCACCAUGACCCUGCACCUGGAGGACCACCGCUCCAUUGCCCCCGGGCAGCCUCGCCCGGACUGCCCGGUGGGUAAGGUCGGGGAGCACCAGGGUGGGGAGGGGCGGGCCUGAGGCUCAGCCAUGUUCUCUGCCCCACCCAGACCUGGCCCCGUUUGCACCAAAGGUGUCACUCGCUGCUCUAAGAGGGGGAACGAACAGUUUUCUUGCUCUGGAAGCUGAGUGAAGAGUGGGUCAUGAGAUGUGGGUAGUUUUGUAAUUUUAGUGGGGCCUGAAAUGGAUUGGGAGAGAAAUAAAAGGCGCAAUGAA